Messenger RNA from Labeo rohita (rohu), 3693 nucleotides. RefSeq names its product nuclear factor 7, ovary-like. The coding region runs from base 166 to 1767 and encodes 533 amino acids. Gene Ontology annotation, biological process: protein ubiquitination. Gene Ontology annotation, molecular function: ubiquitin-protein transferase activity; zinc ion binding; protein binding. The transcript is spliced from 8 exons. The record is from RefSeq and is a predicted model, not a curated record. NCBI's taxonomy places the organism in Eukaryota, Metazoa, Chordata, Actinopteri, Cypriniformes, Cyprinidae.
CUCUGAUAUCACUGGAAGUGAGUCCUGCCGCAAGUGAAAAUGAAACUAAACUGAUCUGAAAACCGCUCAACUAAGGAAACAAGCAAAAGAUUGAUUGAUUGAUUGGUAAUCUAAGACCACAGCUAAUACUUAAUUCAGGUUUCAAGAGGACUCGAUGAACAAAGAAUGAUGGCAGAAUCUUCAACAUCAGCAAAACAAUCUAUGUCAGAGGAGCUCAAGUGCUCGAUCUGUCUGGAUGUGUUCACUGAUCCAGUCAGCACUCCAUGUGGACACAACUUCUGUAAGAGCUGCCUGAACCGGUGCUGGAACAACAGUCAGACCUACAACUGUCCAUUCUGUAAAGAAACAUUCAAUAAAAGACCCGACCUCAAGAUCAACGCAGGACUCAGACAGGUUGUGCAGCUCUUUAAGGAACAGCUUUGUGAGACAAAAUCUGAAGUUCUCUGUGACAUCUGUGAAGAUAAACAGAUGAAAGCGCUGAAGAUGUGCCUGGUCUGUCAAAGCUCGUACUGUCAAACUCACUUGAAGCCUCAUUACAGAGUUGAAAAGUUAAAGAAACACAAACUAAUCGAUCCUGUGGUGAAUCUUGAGACAUAUGUCUGUCAGAAGCAUGACAAACCUCUGGAGCUGUUCUGUACAGAUGAUCAGACAUGUGUGUGUUUGCUUUGUGCUGUAACAAACCACAGGAAUCACAACACUGUUUCUGUAGAGGAGGAGAGCUGCGCAAGGAAGCCUCAGCUGUUGAAGAUGCAGUCAGAUGUGCAGCAGACGAUCCAGGACAAAAUUAAGAGAAUUCAUGAACUCAAACACUCAGCAGAAAUCAGAAAAAAAACAUCAGAGAAAGAGAAAGCAGACAGUAUUGAGCUCUUCACCGAUCUGAUUCGCUCCAUUGAGAGAUGUCAGUCUGAGCUGCUGGAGAUGAUGGAGCAGAAGCAGAAAGCAGCAGAGAAGCAGACUGAUGAGCUGAUUAAAAAGCUGGAGAAGGAGAUCACUGAGCUUAAGAAGAGAGACACUGAGCUGGAGCAGCUCUCACACACUGAGGAUCACCUGCACCUCCUACAGAUUUACCCAUCACUGAUCAUCCCUCUACCCACCACCAGCUGCACUGAGAUCAGUAUUAGUGACACUAAUGUGGGGCCUCUGAUUAGAUCUCUGACUCAGCUACAGAACACUCUUGAUGAGAAGCUCAGCAAAUCUGUUCUGAAGAGGAUGCAGCAACAUGCAGUGGAUGUGACUCUGGAUCCCAAUACAUGUUAUCCAAAACUCAUCCUGUCUGAUGAUGGAAAACAAGUAACAUAUGGAGACACUAAACGUGAACUCCCAGACAACCCAGAGCGGUUUGACAGUUGUUGUUCUGUCCUGGCAAAAGAGGGAUUCGCAUCAGGGAGGUUUUAUUUUGAGGUGCAGGUGAAAGAAAAGACUGAUUGGGAUUUAGGAAUAGCUAAAGAAUCCAUUACCAGAAAAGGUGUAAUCAAAGGGAGUCCUGAAAAUGGAUACUGGAUUAUAGUUCUGAGAAAUGGGAAUCAGUACAUGGCUCGUGAAUCUCCCUUUGUCUCUCUGUCUCUGAGAGCGAAGCCUCAGUUUGUAGGUGUGUUUGUGGAUUAUGAGGGGGGUCUGGUGUCCUUUUAUGAUGUGGAGUCCAGAUCUCUCAUUUAUUCUUUCACUGGUCAGACUUUCACUGGGAAACUCUUCCCAUACUUUAGUCCUGGUACUAAACAAGAAGGUAAAAAUGCAGCACCACUGAUCAUCCUAAAUGUGAGAAAAUAAUGUUUUAAUGCUGCAGUUGCAAUCAAACUUACUGACCGAGACAUUCUGCUGCUAUGAAUUAAAGUUUAUGAAAAACAUUAAACCACAGAAUUAAUAAUCUAUUAUAGAAAGUUUAUUAGUACAUCACUGAGUGAUUCUGAAGAUGUAAAGUAGAUAAAAAAAAAAAAUCAAAAUCAAAGUGGCUCUAAUCUUUCAUUAUUGAACCCCUAAAAGUCAUAUGUUGUAGAGUGUACUUUGAGAUGCCUUUGCGCUGAGGCUGGUAUUUUAGCGAGUUUGAAGAAAAAGUAUUUGAUGGACGUAUAAUAUGUGUCAAGAGCAUUCACUCAGUAUCAUUAUCUCAUUUUUGACCGAGAUGGCUUUUAGCUGGUUUUGCAUCUGAACUCUUCAUUUCCACUUCCUGAAGCAGCAAAUCACCUCCAUAAAAAGACUGGUCCACCUCCUUGUUUGACCAUGAGGAUGGUUUUCUUUUGCUCAUAUGCCUAGCUAUAUUUGGACCAGAUAUACCACUGAUCCAUGGUUCCUCAAAAAAACGGGUGUGUUCUCUAUGCUCUUUGAAACAUUCUUUCAGAACUUCACAGGUCUAUACAAAUUCAUUUUAGCAUAUUCAAAUCCAUCUUGUUCAGAAGUGGUGUUCGGCACAAUGUCACUACGUGAAGGCCAAGCUUGUUUAGCACUCUUCCAAUACUCUCUGCUGAAAUGUUGUUUCCACCUUUCACUAUGUUAUCUUGCAUUUCUUUGUCAGUAGGCAUUGCGGGUUUUCCCAGCUGAUCUGAUUAUACUAUUUCUUCUCUGUAGCUUUCCUGGGAGCUUUGAAUGGUAUUCAACUUGAGCACAUGCAUGGGCUAAAUGUAUGUAUGUGUAACAGCUUAAGCUAAUUAGGGGUCAAGCAAUAGGUGCUUAGGCACCUAUUGUAUCCAUUAGUUUUCCUCCUCAUUUUUUUUCAAGUCUGUGGCAGCCCUUAGAACCACUUGUGAAAAAGUUAUGAAAUUUGGCACACUGAUAGAUGACAGUCUCAAUAUUGACCAUAACAAAUUUGUAGUGCCACCGAAAGGCCAAAUUUUCAAUCAUUAUUGUGCUAAUAACUUUUGAACCGUAAUGUCUAGAAGCAAAAUUCUAUUUUCCUAUGAUUCCUUGGUGAAUGCAUGACAAAAUUUACAUUUAUACUGGUCAAGAUUUUUUACAGUUUUGAAUUACUUUUUUAAACUAGUUCUAGAUAGUUUGUUUGAUUUUUACCAAAACUGGCUCACAUCAUCUUCAGACAAUGCUGGCAAAAAGGUAUCAAAGAUUCAAACAGUUCUUGUAAUGCACGUUAACGCAUUUGUGCAAAAAUGUACAUGUGGCUAUAUAAUGCUUUAGCGGGUUCUGACUAAACUUGGUAAAUGUUAUACCAAGCAUGACAUGGGGGUACACAUCUACUGGCAAAAAGAUAUAUAUAUAAAAAAUUUUACAGACACUUUAACAUACUGUUAUGAAUCUUGUGAUUCUUAUAGAACCACUUACAGGAAAGUUAUGAAAUUUGGUAUACAGAUGGAGGACAGUCUCAUCAUUAACCACACCAGUGUAUUUACAUUUCUACAAGUUUAGAAUUUUCUGAAAAAUAUACUUUAAAAAAAAAAAAAAAAAAAAAAACUCAUACUAGAUGGUUUGUCCAAUUUUCACCAAAAUUGGUUCAGAUCAUCUUCAGAGCAUUCUGCCAAAAAGUUACAUUUUGAUAUGUUUUCAUGUAGUGCAUUAACAAAUUUGACAAAUUUUGUGAAAAAAUGGGCAAGACAUUAACGUGACAUUUGUUUGACAUUUAUGCGUGCCUAUACAUACACCUUUAUUCAUCUCAUUUAGUAUCUAUUUUAAAAAUCUGCUGUACCACUGUUACAAAUAAAAUUGUAUUUGAUAUAAUUUUGUUGAUUUUUUUUUUCAGUCCAUUUUCUU